Molecule: messenger RNA, 2735 nt
Organism: Saprolegnia diclina VS20
Lineage: Eukaryota; Oomycota; Saprolegniomycetes; Saprolegniales; Saprolegniaceae
Exons: 3
Coding region: 46-2631 (861 amino acids)
Molecular function (GO): protein binding
Source: RefSeq, a predicted model, not a curated record
CCAAAACCGGUGUAAAGAUAGACCGUUCAACACGGUGGCGGCCCGAUGCACCGGGCCGAGAAGACAAGUAGCAAGGUAUGCCGUGACCGGGAGCUCGAGGUCGCCAAGGCGAUCCACCGCAAGAAGCUCCAGGAAACCCGGUCGGCGAUUGACACGCACAAGCCCCGCACGUCGACAAUGUACCAUCUCUUGCACAAUAUGAAGCGGGAGCGCGAGGUGGAAGACCGGCUUGAUGAGAUCGAGCGCCAUAACAACUUGCUCGUCAACCGUAUGUCGGACGUCAUGCACUGCUCUGCAUGGGAGUUCCACCCGUCGCCCGCGUCGUCCGUCAACACGGUGUCCUACACGGUAUACCACAGCCCGCGUCACCCCAGCCCGCUCAAGCCAAGUGCGCCAUCGCCACUGAAGAAGUCUCUAAAUGGCACCUUUCGAACGCAGCGACUGCGGCAAAUCCAAAGCGACAACUUGGCGAUCACGCGUCGCGUGCGCAAAACCAAAACGCACUACAAAAACACGAGGUUGCGCAAGGAGUGGCAGCAGAGCGUCAAGUACCUCAAGUCAAUCUGCAACUUUCCUCUGCUCAAGCCAAGUCCGCCCGCCACAACGACAUCGAAAAACACAAUUGACCCCACGAUGCAGAAUGCGCGGGCGUUCAUGCAGGCUCAGACGCUCGGCGACGAAGAGGAUGACCUCCUUCAGUACUACAAUUUGAGCUUGCCAACAAUCAACGUGAAAGUCGCAACUCCUCCGACGACGGUGCCGCCCAAGUGCCGUCACAAGGCUCGAAAGCCUGCCUUCGAGCCAAAAAAGGUGGGGACGCGCCCGGGGCUACCCGUGCUGGACCACCUCAGCCCGCGAUUCAAAUGGGGCCCAUCAAGCGAAUUCAUGCAUGCAACACCCAAGUCACCGAUGCAAGGGCAAUCACAUCUUCUCAAGAAGGGCCGGACCAUCGACGGCGUCGAUUUUGUCGUGACCGUUGCCAGUGCCCCGAUGUACGGCAUGACGAUUUCGGCCCACGAUGGGAGCGCGGAGACGACGUACGAGCUGUAUGUCUCCAAAGACGACAUGCUUGGGCUGCUCAAGGACGUCGUCUCGAUUGAAGAAGAAUUUGCCGUGGAGACGAUAUCGCGGCUUCUCUGCGACCGCGUCCGGUUCGAGCAGCGCAGCUCGAUGCUCUACCUUCCUCUCAACGAAGUGCGCUCCGUCGCGGGUUUGACCCUGGAGACACUCUUCUGCCUCGUCGCUCCGUGCUCUAUACAUGGCGAGGACUACACGGUGUCUGUGUCAUCAGCAGCUGACGGCGUUCGCUUUGACGUUCAGCACACAGUCUCACGCCAGACGUUUAGCCUCGAGCUCACGACGAACGAGCUUCAGCGAGCAUUGCGCGAGAUGCAUGUGACGGCAUCAACAGUCGAUGCGGCAGUCCGAAUGCUACUGCCGUGCAUUCUCGUUGACACAGGGGCCGUGCGCCUCUGUCAGCCUCCAACCUCUGCGGCCGUCGUUGUCUGGGAGACGGGUCACGUCUUGCAGGGGACGUACUAUAUUUGCACGCUUACGGAUCGCACGGACGGCACGGUCUGCUUUUCUGUACGCGAGCCGCACAAAACGUUGGCGCUCGAUUCCGUCGUCGUGUCGGAGCUGCCUCCGCCGUCAGCGACUGAUUUUUUACCACGAGUUUUGCUGACGCCUAGCAAAAAGUUGCUGAUUGAGUCGCCAGGCCGACCAACAACAGCAGAUCAUGCUGACACGGUACUCUUCAAGCUUGCAGAAAUGGAGAACGACAUGCGUCAGUUUAUCGAGCAGCACUACAGUACGACGCAACUGCUUGGUGACAGCCAGUGUGCGACGCCAGCCCAUGGCAGCGCUCCGAAGGAGCAUGACGACGACGAGAACGCCUAUGACGACGACUAUGAAGCCUACGAAAACGAUGAGGACGUGCCGCAAGGGGCUCUAGACGAGAAUGAAGCCGAGGACGACGAAGCCGAGGACGACGGAGUCGAUCUUGCAGCGAUGCGCAUUCAAGCCCACAUUCGCGGGGCCCUCGCUCGUCGAAAUACGAUGGAAUUGCGACGAAGUUUGGGCAUGCGCGUGGAUUCGUACGCUUCACGACCAGCGCCAGACACAAACGCUGCGGCGACGCGCAUUCAGGCCCAUUUCCGCGGUGCCCUCACACGCCGCCACGCGCGGUCGCAUUCGAAAGACGUUGUGCGCCCGCUUCCGUCGUUCGCCAAGCCGAUGGACCAUGCCGGCAUCUGUCGAAUCCAGGCGCACAUCCGUGGAACUCUAGUGCGCAAAUCGAUGCGAACGAUCGUUGACGAGCCGCGCCCGACCGACUUGCGGGAUGUUCGCUGUCAAGCGGCGACGCAAAUCCAGGCCAGGUUCAGGGGUACGCUUGUUCGUCAGCUCCGCAAACCCGAGGCGUGCCAUAGUCCGCUCCAAGAGCCGACCUUCACUCGCCGCAGCUUUCGAAGCUCGAGUACUCAGAAACGCAGCUUUCGAGGAUCGCGGGACCGGCGCAACCACGACGACGAGCACGAUACUGUUGAUGUUGUCGAGCGACCGCCCACGCCCAAGCACGUCCCGAUACGGCGACAGCUCUCGGCGUCCCAUAGCUUCAGAGAAUCGAUGUGAGCACAUUCGACAAUCCCACGCCCAAUGCAUAUCAAUUAACAUUCAAGUCAAAUCAAUCUCGUACUCGUUCUGUCGUGGGAUAAAUACGACGGCUACUCCAUAAA